Lecanosticta acicola is the source of this 1744-nucleotide messenger RNA. The record is from the annotation of a GenBank genome assembly. Lineage: Eukaryota; Fungi; Ascomycota; Dothideomycetes; Mycosphaerellales; Mycosphaerellaceae.
AUGGGUUUGCGAGGGUCGAGAUUGGAACUUGCGCAGACACUGCUGGUCGUCUUGCCGAGCUUUAUACUGUUUGGGUAUAAUCAGUCUGGUCUUGGGGGUUUGUUGAGCGUGGAGAGCUGGGUUGAGACUUUUCCGGAGAUCGAUACAUUGCAUACCACGGGGAGGCAGAAGUCGGAGAAUAGCACUGUUCAGGUGAGAUUCGAGCCCGGUCAUUGGGGUGGGAGAUUUGCUGAUUGCAUUUUGAUUGCAGGGUGUCAUCGUCGCAACUUGCACUCUUGGAGCGCUCUUUGGAUCUCUGGCUUGUUCUUGGAUUGGCGACCCUCUUGGACGACGCAAGACUGUCCUACUCGCCGCGACUCUUACUUUCAUCGGUGAGGUGCUACAAUGCACUGCCUUUGGCCUGCCUCAAUUCACCAUCGGACGAUUCAUCCUAGGCCUUGGAGUCGGUGCUCUUAGCUCGACAGUCCCAGUCUGGCAAUCGGAAUGCUCCCAGGCCAAGAAUCGAGGCCGACACGUCGUCAUUGACGGCCUCUUCAUUUGCGUCGGAUACGUAUUGCAAGCCUGGAUCGAUCUCGCCUUCUUCCAAAUCAAAGGCAGCUCGCUAGCCUGGCGAAUGCCGCUGGUAAUCCCAGUCAUCGUCUCCGCGGUCCUCAUGGCCUCCAUCUACCUCUUCCCCGAAUCCCCUCGCUGGCUCGCAGGCAAAGGAAGAAUGGACCAAGCACGCACCAACCUCUCCCUCCUCCGCGACCAAGCAGCCGACAGCUACCAGAUCUCCACCGAACUCGGCGCCAUCGAACUCGCGCUGGAAGAAACCACCCGCGCCGCCCGCAAGCGCGAUCUCUUCACCAUGGGCGAACAUAAAACCCUCUACCGCUUCGCCCUCUGCCUCGUCCUCCAAUUCUUCCAACAAUGGUGCGGCAGCAACCUCAUCUCCUCCUACAGCACCACCAUCUUCCAGCAGGGCCUCGGCCUCUCCAGCGAGCUCGCCCGCGUCCUCUCCGGCGCCUGCCUCACCUGGAAAUUCCUGUCCUCCUUUGUCGCCUUCUUCACCAUCGACCGCUUCGGCCGCCGCACGCUGUUCAUGUUUUCCGGCUGCGGCAUGAGUCUGUGCAUGACCGCGCUGGCCAUCACCAACAGCAUGCCGACGGGCAACCAGAGCGCGCAGAUCGCCAGUGUCUUCUUCGUCUUCUUUUUCAACUUCUUCGUGCCCAUUGGCUUUCUGGGGUGUAAUUAUCUGUAUGUGACGGAGAUUGCGCCCGCGAGGUUAAGGAUGCCUAUGACGAGUUUUUCGACGGCGAAUCAUUGGUUGUGGUGAGUUCCAGAACGCCUGCUUUUUUUUCGUUUCUGUGCUAACGAAUUGGAAUCCAGGAAUUUCGCCGUCCUAAUGAUCACGCCCGUGGCGAUGGAUAGCAUCGGAUACCAAUACUACAUCCUCUUCGCCGUCUUCGGCGCGUGUAUUCCGCUGCUGGUCUUCUUCCUCUACCCGGAAACGAUGGGUCGAUCGCUGGAGCAGAUGGUAAGCCCGAUUUUUAUACACUCCCCAAAACAAAAAAAUUUCUCCCGCCCUCUUACUGAUCGAUUGCGUUCCCUCUUUCCACAGGACGAGCUUUUCAGGCAACAUGCAUCCAUCCCGGCCAUUGUCAGGGCUUCCUUGCAGAAGCCGGACGAUGAAUUGCAACGUCUCGCUGUGGUGGCCGAUCGCAAGGGAUAUGAAAGCUCCCUGCGGAUUGAAGAGAAGGCUUGA